Molecule: messenger RNA, 525 nt
Organism: Homarus americanus (American lobster)
Lineage: Eukaryota; Metazoa; Arthropoda; Malacostraca; Decapoda; Nephropidae
Exons: 1
Coding region: 1-525 (174 amino acids)
Source: RefSeq, a predicted model, not a curated record
AUGUGCGUAUGUGAGGGUCGUGAAUGUACGUAUGUGGGGGUCGUGAGUUGGAAUGACACCAGACGCAGGAAGCAGACCACGAACACCAGCAUCAAGGACACCAAGCAGACAAUGACACCAGCAGCCAAGGACACCAGCAGACGUGACACUGGCAUCCAGGACACCAGCAGCCAAGGACACCAGCAGACAAGGACACCAGCAGGCAAGAACACCAGCUGCCAGGACACUAGCAGCCAAGGACGCAACAUGGACGUCAGCAUCCAAGGACACCAGCUGCCAAGGACACCAUCAUCGAGGACACCAGCUGCCAGGACACUAGCAGCCAAGGACACCAGCAGCCAAGGACACCAGCAGCCAAGGACACCAGCAGCCAAGGACACCAGCAGCCAAGGACACCAGCAGCCAAGGACACCAGCAGCCACGGACACCAGCAGCCAAAGACGUCAACAUCCAAGGACACCAGCUGCCACGGACGUCAGCAGCCACGGACGUCAUCUCCUGGGCUCAACCAAGAAGUGUAAGUGA